GAACAUUUUAACAUUUGAACAUUUUAACAUUUUAACAUUUUAAUAUUUUAACAUUUUAACAUUUUAAUAUUUUAACAUUUUUACUCAAAAAAAGAAAAGGCAUAAAAUAAUAAGGAUCCCAAAACGAACACACCAUGACACCUGACGUCGUCGCCUGAACCGUACGACGCUCCCAAACGAACGCACCAUGGUUGAGCGGGUUGAGCAAGCUGUCAAAUUUUUUCACUCGCGAUGCGUGUUCGAUCCUGUUUUGUUUGGCCGCAGUUUCAAAAGUUUUAAUCGAAAUGAAAUCGCGUGUGCUUGUGAAAAACCAAACUCCCGGCGUCAAAUCUGCCGGGUGACUGAUCCGGGAGGGAGAAGAAGAUUAGUGUCAGCAACUUUUGGUGAGUAUUUGGACCGGUGAAGAACAUUAAUGCGUCCGCAAUUUGGGGCAGAUUCCGUCGCCAUCGUCGUCGUUUGAAGUAGGUACGUGUGUUUUGGUACUUCUUCCGGACCGGUUUGGAAGAAGUUACCAGAUGCGUCCGGGAUUUGUGCCAGAUUCUGUUGUCGUCGUCCUUCCGGACCGGUUUGGAUAAAAGUUGCCAGAUACGUCCAGGAUGUGUGCCAGAUUCCGUCGUCGGUCAUGUGUGGGUGCGUGUGUUUUUGAACUUCUUCCGGUUCCAAAGAAGUUGGCAAUCGCGUCCAAGAUUUGUGCAUCGUCAUCGCCGACGUUUGUAGUGUUUGUGUGUGGUUAUGUUUUGGAAUUUCUUCCGAAACGGUUUGAAAGAAGUUGCCAGUCGCGUCCGAUUGUUUAUGCCGCUCACACGUUCCGUCGUCGUCGUUUGAAGUGUAUCCAGCCCCAUUUUUAUAGCCCUCUUAGGAAAUACCUUUUUUUUCUAUUUUACAGGAUCCUCAAUCGUCAACGAAUCAGAAGAGCUCCGGGAUGUAAAUAUCAGGCGUUUCAUGAAAUUUGGAGAUGGCGGAACCCCUCCUGCAGCAGCAGCAGAUGUUUGUCAUGGAGGCAUUUGCAACGGUGCGGAGCUAUUUGAUUACGGGACACGGAAGCUUGAUCAACGAAAUGAAGAAUUCAAAACAAAUCAAUCCGGAGUCUCCAGUCGACAAAAGGUACCGGCGGACAGACUGAACACACCACGGCAUCACCCACCCGAGGGGGAACAGGAACCGGUCUCGAUCGAGGGUUUCAAACGGAAUCGAAAGCGAAAGAAAACGUC
Molecule: messenger RNA, 1211 nt
Organism: Culex pipiens pallens (northern house mosquito)
Lineage: Eukaryota; Metazoa; Arthropoda; Insecta; Diptera; Culicidae
Exons: 3
Coding region: 956-1123 (55 amino acids)
Source: RefSeq, a predicted model, not a curated record